GUCCCUUUGUUGAAGAGUCACGGAAUCACGAGUACUUCACAUCACGCAGUGGCGAGCCUUAUAAAAGCUCUGCAGCACGGGCUCACCUCAGCACUUCCAUCACCAUGAGGGCAACAGUGGCAGCUCUUCUCCUGUGUCUUGUGAUAUCAGCAUGCCGCAGCCAAGAGACUCCACCUGGCCCUCCUGGACCAACUGAAGGGCCACAACCAACUGGUCCACCAGGCCCACCAACCGGAGGUCCUGAUCCAACAGGUCAACCUACUGGAGGUCCUGAACCAACUGGCCCACCAGGCCCACCAACUGGAGGUCCUGAACCAACUGGAGAGCCCCAACCAACUGGAGGGCCACAACCAACUGGUGGGCCUGAACCAACUGGGGGGCCUCAACCAACUGGUGAACCUCAGCCUACUGGAGGUCCUCAACCUACUGCACCACCAGGGCCGCUAGGCCGUUUUUAGCCUGGUGUUUUCUAGUGAUACAAGAUUAUCGCACCUGGAAACGUUAAAAGAUAUCAGCUUCUACUUUUGUAGUUGACUUUAACUGCAUUAAUUGAUGGAAGUGUUCUUAUGUGUCCAAAAAAUCAAUUCUGAUUAAACCAGCAAUGAAAAAGCUUUA
Messenger RNA from Schistocerca cancellata (South American locust), 615 nucleotides. Its product is annotated as proline-rich protein 2-like. The record is from RefSeq and is a predicted model, not a curated record. The transcript has 2 exons. The coding region runs from base 105 to 458 and encodes 117 amino acids. NCBI's taxonomy places the organism in Eukaryota, Metazoa, Arthropoda, Insecta, Orthoptera, Acrididae.